Molecule: messenger RNA, 2642 nt
Organism: Molossus molossus (Pallas's mastiff bat)
Lineage: Eukaryota; Metazoa; Chordata; Mammalia; Chiroptera; Molossidae
Gene: SACK1G
Product: family with sequence similarity 83 member G
Exons: 5
Coding region: 11-2440 (809 amino acids)
Biological process (GO): BMP signaling pathway
Cellular component (GO): cytosol; nucleus
Source: RefSeq, a predicted model, not a curated record
AGGUGGCACCAUGGCCCUCUCCCAGGUGCAGUGUCUGGACAACAGCCACGUCAACUGGCGCUCCAGCGAGUCCAAGCCGGAGUUCUUCUACAGUGAGGAGCAGCGUCUGGCGCUGGAGGCCCUGGCGGCCCACGGCCCCGAGGCCUUCUACGAGGUGCUGAAUCGGGAGAACAUCCGGGACUUCCUCUCGGAACUGGAGCUCAAACGCAUCCUGGAGACCAUUGAAGUGUACGACCCAGGCUCUCAGGACCCUGGGGACUCGGGCUGCCCCCAGGGGCCUGAGGACAAUGGAGUCGGAGACCGAGAGGAGGCCAGUGGGGCAGGUGGAGACCUAACUGAGGCGGAGCCACCGCCCUCACUGGAGUACUGGCCCCAGAAGUCAGACCGCUCCAUCCCACAGCUGGACCUGGGCUGGCCCGACACCAUCGCCUACCGCGGUGUGACCAGGGCCAGCGUGUACAUGCAGCCGCCCCUGGACGGGCAGGCCCACGUCAAGGAGGUGGUGCGCAAGAUGAUCAGCCAGGCCCAGAAGGUGAUAGCUGUGGUCAUGGACAUGUUCACCGAUGUAGAUAUCUUUAAGGACCUGCUGGACGCCGGCUUCAAAAGGAAGGUGGCCGUGUACAUCAUCUUGGACGAGAGUAACGUCAAAUACUUCCUGCACAUGUGUGAGCGAGCCCGCAUGCACCUGGGACACCUCAAGAAUCUCAGGGUACGGAGCAGCGGGGGAACAGAGUUCUUCACGCGGUCGGCCACCAAGUUCAAGGGCGCCCUGGCCCAGAAGUUCAUGUUUGUGGAUGGAGACCGAGCCAUCUGUGGCUCCUACAGCUUCACGUGGUCGGCCGCGAGGACGGACCGGAACGUGAUCUCCGUGCUGUCCGGCCAAGUGGUGGAGACGUUUGACCGGCAGUUCCAGGAGCUGUACCUCAUGUCACAGGGCGUCAGCCUCAAGGGCAUCCCCAUGGAGAAGGAGCCCGAGCCGGAGCCCAUUGUGCUGCCCUCUGUGGUCCCUCUGGUGCCCUCUGGCACUGUGGCCAAGAAGCUUGUCAACCCCAAGUAUGCGCUAGUCAAGGCCAAGAGCGCUGAGGAGAUCGCCAAGGUCUCCUCUGAGAAGCAGGAGGUCAAGAAGCCCGCGGGGCUGCGGGGCCCGGUGCUGGCCGAGCAGCCGGGAGACCCCCCCGAGCCGCCCCUGCCUAUCCACCCAGGGCUGCUCAACCUGGAGCGGGCCAACAUGUUCGAGUACCUGCCCACGUGGGUGGAGCCAGACCCCGAGCCAGGCAGUGACAUCCUGGGCUACAUCAAUAUCAUCGACCCCAACAUCUGGAACCCCCAGCCCAGCCAGAUAAACCGCAUCAAGAUCCGAGACACAUCCCAGGCCGGCACCCAGCUGUGGAGGCAGAGCCAGGACUGCAGCCCUGCUCCAGAGCCCAGCAGCCCCCAGGACGGGGUCCCAACCAAGAAUGGGCUCCCCCAGGAGGACCCCAAGCCACAACCCCCUGUGCCCAAGCCCCGGACGGUCCCCGUGGCAGACGUGCUUGCCCAGGAGGGCAGUGGUGUGGGCGGGGCCCUAGAGAGCCCCGAAGAGGAGGUGCCCCAGGCCAGGCCAGGCCAUAGGCUGCCCAGGACACCAGGCCCAGGCCACGUCCUGCCCCAGCGGCAGCUGUCUGUGACCCAGGAUGACCCUGACGGUGAGGGGCUGGUCCCCAAUGGGCUAGAUCGGGAAGAGGAGGAAGAUGAUGAUGACUACGUGACCCUCAGCGACCAGGACAGCCUCUCGGGCAGCUCUGGCCUUGGCCGUGGCCCCCGGCGGCCCUCAGUGGCCUCCUCUUCUGUGUCAGAUGAAUAUUUCGACGUGAGGGAGAGCUCAGCCCCUCUGCGGAGGCGCCACUCAGAGCAGGUAGCCAAUGGGCCGGCCCAGCGCCCCCGCCGACAGCUGAGUGCCCCCCACGUGACCCGCGGAGCCUUUGGUGAGCCCCCGUGUGGGUCACUGUGGGCCCCAGGCCAGGAGAGAGAAGAAGCCAGCACUCUGCGGAAGAUGCAGGCCUUGCGCUCCGUGGACAAGGAGGCACAGGACCACCAUUAUGGAGUCCCUGCCUUGGGGACCAGGGAGAAAGAUGGCUUCCCACAGCCGUUGAGGACCCCAAGAUCCCCGGGGUACUGCCCCGCUGCUGAGGACGCCCAGAGCUCUACCAGGAAAGCGGGUUCCCAUUACUGGCAGGCCAAAGGCAGCCUCCUGCCGGGUCCCAGGAGCCCAAGGCUGGCCCGAAACGCCAGUCUCCUGACUGACGGCAGAGCCACCGUAGUGCACCCGAGCCCUUUUGGAAUCCCAUACUCCAGACUGUCCCAGUCGAAGCAACUGAAGGCCAGGACAGGCGGCAGCCAAUGGGCCUCAUCUGACUCUAAAGGGAGGGUCCAGACCCCUCGGGACCACAAGGACCCCUAGCCAGGUCGUCCGCGGCCUCCACCCAAGCCCAGACCGACCAAGCAGGUGUUCCCAGGGCCACACAUGGAUUGGCAAAUCGGCCGCCGGACUCUCCAGAACCCACCCCGGAAGGCAAGAAGGUAGCAGGCGAUGAUGUUGACACACCUGGUCGGUGCACCAGUACCAGGUGGCCAUGAUGGUCAGACCAAAGGUCAUCCCAGUC